ACUCGAUACUGGAAGUAGUCACCGGUGUUUUUGACUUGGAGACUGACACGCGACCGUUGCAGCGUCGUCAAUAUUAAUUCGGUCUGACUGUACUCGUGUCAGAAUGCAGAAGGUUAUGUCUAACGCGACAAUUUCUUAUGCGGCAACGCGACGAUAUCCUGACAUUCAAUUUACCAAGUUUCGGAGGAACACAGAUGUCGAUUUUCUACCGAGGUGUAUUGAUCGUUGCAACUUAGUUUCGAUCGAGUCGGCGGUGGUCAAUAAUUUUAAGGGACUUCUGUAUUCAAGACUAGUUUACUUAGGGUUUGCUCGGGUACAUUCGCCUACCUUCGCCGGAAUUAUAUUGACCCACAAUUCAUGAAUAUGAUAGUCGCUUACGCGUCAGUUUUUGGCGCGAACGAUUUCCGAAACGUUUCUUCGAUUCUUUUUCAUCUGAAAUUUCCAGACAAAUUCAUAAUCUAUAGAGAACUAUUAUUCCUCUCACGUCGUUCGUAUAUUCUCUUAGCUUUAGAGAAUGAGCUUCUAUUAAUUUCGGUAUUCAUCAGAUGAUUAAAAAGAAUUGAAUAAGUUUUCGAGGAUAUAUUGAUCGGGCGAUGAGUUUUCGCUGCUGGUUACUGACGCCUGCUACCGAGCCCCGUCCUUUCGCAAUUUGUAAACGGCAAGUGAAUAUAUGAAUGGGACGAGGCGUUUGAAUCGACUGAAUGUGUAGGUGAUAAGUGAAAUUACGUAGGGUCAGAUUGUAAAAUGGUAACAUCCGGCAAUCAAAUCAGCAUUAAAGCGCACACCCUGGCCUAUAUAGACGCGUAGAAUCGAAAGGUUCGUUCACCCAUGCUACUCGAGAGAUCGCUGAGUUUUGAUGCUCGAUCGCGAACAAUAGUUUCGCGAAACGAUCGGUACGAGUAUUCGCGGAAAUUAGGUCGGAGAGUAAUCUGUUGUACGGCGAGAAUUGAGUUUGCGAAGGUGACGAUACGUCGUUUAAUUCGACGUCGAGCGGGCUCGAUACGCGCCGAAAGAUCUCCCCCUUGUGCGCUCGAUCCGUCGACGGCCGGGCCGAAGUUCAGUCGCGCCCUCGCGCUCGACGAUACCGUCUACUGGGACCGUUAUACACCCUAUCGAUAGUUUCUCAUCCUCCGGGCCUCGGCCGGACUAGAAUCUCGUUUUUAUUGUUAUACACUUUCUAAAAAUCGAAUAGAAAUCAUGACUUAUUCGAUAUCAUUAGGUUUAUUGAUCCUUUGCUUAAUUCGGCUUCCAAGUGUCCAUUGUGGGACACGGCCGAGUUUCGUCUCCGACGAAAUGAUCGCGACCGCGGCCAGCGUGGUGAACGCUUGUCAGACACAGACAGGUGUAGCGACAGUCGAUAUAGAGGCCGUGAGAAACGGGCAGUGGCCUGAAUCGCGUGAAUUGAAGUGUUACAUGUAUUGUCUAUGGGAACAAUUCGGGCUGGUCGAUGAUAAGAGGGAGCUUAAUUUAUAUGGCAUGCUCACGUUCUUCCAAAGAAUACCAGCGUACAGGGAAGAAGUUCAGAAAGCCAUUAGCAAGUGCAAGGCGAUCGCUAACGGUGACAAUUGCGAGUACGCGUAUAGGUUCAACAAGUGCUAUGCAGAUGCAUCUCCUCGGACGUACUAUCUGUUCUAACCGAGCUUCGUUCGAAACUGAGAGACCAAGAAUGGAGGCAAACGAGGAAGAGCCGAAUUGUGUCUUGCUUUACCAUGUAAAGGGAUUGUAACUGCAAGAACGUAGACGCGGGCCUCUGUACGAACCGUUUAAUAAAACAAAAUGUUCAAAACA
Molecule: messenger RNA, 1788 nt
Organism: Ceratina calcarata
Lineage: Eukaryota; Metazoa; Arthropoda; Insecta; Hymenoptera; Apidae
Gene: Obp10
Product: odorant binding protein 10
Exons: 6
Coding region: 1198-1635 (145 amino acids)
Molecular function (GO): odorant binding
Source: RefSeq, a predicted model, not a curated record